AUGUUCACCACAAAAUUGUUCUCUCGCUCGACCGAGCCCCCAAAGGUCCCUCAGCAUACCAUUACCAUCUCACGUUCUCCCAAGAAUAGCAGUAAUCCAGUCUCAGUAGUUGUACAACCACACGGACAGGCCCCAGUACAACUCCAAUAUCCAUCUGUGAGCAGCUCCCAUCAAGCGCCGCCGUCACGCGCCGUGCCGGUACCCAUACCCUCCAAACAUGCUCAAUCUUCCCAUCGUCACUCGACAAGUCCUAUCACGCAGCCCAUACAAGUAUAUUCCUCGGAAUCUGCCAACAGGCAUUCCCAUUCCCGCUCAAACUCUCACUCUCACUCGCCAUCCCAGCAGCCAAAGCAACCAGAGCAUUCACCUUCCCGUCUUCAUCGGCAUUCCUACCAACCCACCCGCUCUGAUGCUGCAUCUAUCGCUGCAGCGUCUCACGUAGCCGUUUACAAUGGCCACUCGAGCCACCAACGCGAACAUUCGCCUUCUCGUCACCACCAACAGCGCGAACACUCACCUUCUCACUCACCCUCUCACUCGCCUUCUCACUCGCACCGUAGAACUCACUCUGACGAACGUCAUUACACGUCUUCUCAGCCAAAGGAAAGCAAGUCUACGAAUAGCGCGACGUGGCUCGCUGUCCCUGAUUCAGUACCCUAUGGUACCGCAGUCCCCCUGGCCACGACACCCGUACCAGCUGGAUACGUACGCCAACGAAGUGUGAGCGCAACAGCGCCCCGUCCAUCCGCGCCCAUUGCUAUCCCCUUUCCUUCCACAUCCAGAGAACAAACCCAACCCAGCAGUCAUAAGCGAGGGCAAUCUGCUUCCACACCGCGUGUCUCCUUUUCGUCGUCACCAUCCAGGCCCGUCAUGCACGCUCCUCCCGUUACGCCACCGUAUUCGACUCCAAGGCUUGCCGUCGUCAACCCACCACCUGUUGCGCAACCCCUCGGUGGAUAUCAGACGGCGUACAUCUCUGCAUCGCCAGGAAAGCCGCACAUGGUCGGCUCGCUCCCGACGAAUAUGACGUCCAAUCUCACAGGUCAUUCACCUACGGGUACAUCGCGCGUCCGUACACUCUCUCAAACUCGUCCUCAGCAAUAUUACCACGCAGAACAAGUGUACGCUCGUCCAAAGGGGUUCUUUAAUCGACGUGGAGAUGAGUUUAUUCGUAAAGGUGUGGUUCGGCAUCAGCCACAUGCGUCUAUGGAGUGGCACCCCAUGUUCAAGGAUUACCCGGAUCCCGGACAAGGUUGGAUGGACGAGGAAGGCAACUGGAUCGCUGAGCGUGGUGGGAUUCUCAAACAUUGA
Molecule: messenger RNA, 1311 nt
Organism: Serendipita indica DSM 11827
Lineage: Eukaryota; Fungi; Basidiomycota; Agaricomycetes; Sebacinales; Serendipitaceae
Source: the annotation of a GenBank genome assembly